GCCACAAAGUCCAGGUGGUGAAGAAGAGCAGAAGAAAGAGACUCUCAGGACAUUCUUCCCUGAAACCUGGAUCUGGGACCUAGUUUCUGUGGGAGACAGUGGCUCGGUGAACGUGGAGAAGACGGUCCCUGACACCAUCACUAAGUGGGCAGCUGAAGCGUUCUGCGUCUCAUCUGUGGGCUUCGGCGUGGCGCCCAACGUGGCGCUUGUCGCCUUCCAGCCGUUCUUUGUCAGUCUCACCCUGCCCUACUCGGUCAUCCGAGGGGAGGUGUUUACACUUAAAGCAACAGUCUUCAACUAUCUCUCCAAGUGCAUUAUGGUAAAUAUCACUCUGGCUGAUUCCGACCAGUACACCUCCAGAAACUGCGACGGCUGCCAGUACAUUAUGUGUUUGUGCGGGGAGGAGAGCAGGACUUUCUCGUGGAUUGUAACUCCAACCACCCUAGGUCAGGUGAAUCUGAAGGUCAGCGCUGAAGCCAUGAAGACUAACAUACGGUGUGGCAACGAGGUGGCAACUGUCCCCGACAUGGGCAGCAUCGACACGGUGGUCCGCACCCUGCUGGUGGAGGCUGAAGGAACACCACAGAUGGUCAGUCAUAACGCUCUCCUCUGUCCUGCAGAGGGGCCUGUGGAGAAGAAGAUUUCCCUUCUGUUGCCCGAGAUGUUUGUGGCUGGAUCCGCCAGGGCCUCUGUCUCUGUACUGGGGGACCUGAUGGGCCGGGCCAUGAAGAACCUGGACAAGCUCCUGGCCAUGCCGUCCGGCUGCGGGGAGCAGAACAUGCUGCGGUUUGCGCCCAACAUAUUCAUCCUCAACUACCUGAAAAGCACAGAACAGCUGACCAAGGACAUUCAGGACAAAGCCACACGCUUCCUAGAGAGCGGAUAUCAGAGGGAGCUUACCUACAAGCACGACGACGGCUCCUACAGCGCCUUCGGAAAUAGCGAUAAGUCUGGAAACACCUGGUCAGCUGACCUCUUCGUGAUGAAGUCCUUUGGCGGGGCAAAACCGUACAUCUUUGUGGAAGACAAGCGCAUUCAAGAAGCCCGGAGCUGGCUCUCCAAACUCCAGCGGCCUGACGGCUGCAUCCAAUCUGUGGGGAAACUCUUCCACAACGGCAUGAAGGGAGGAGUGAGUGACGAUGUGUCUCUGACGGCCUACAUCACAGCUGCCAUGCUGGAGCUCGACACAAACACCUUGGACCCCGUGGUGCAGAGGUGCCUGAGCUGUCUGAAGGCAUCAGUGGACUCCGAGCUAGAAGAAAACCUGUACACCACCGCGCUGCUGUCCUACACCUUCACUCUGGCUGGAGACGAGGAGAUGAGGAUCAAACUCAUCACUUACCUGAACCAGAAGUCCAACACGCAGGGCGGCUCCCGUCACUGGGAGAGAGCCGGGGCUUCUGGGAAAGGCCUGGACUCUCUGGAGGUGGAGAUGACCUCCUACGUCCUGCUGGCUCUGCUCUCCGGUCCGGCCCUGCCAGACUUCGGCCUGGGUUACUCCUCCAGCAUCGUGCGCUGGCUGGUCCAGCAGCAGAACCCGUACGGGGGCUUCUCUUCCACACAGGACACGGUGGUGGCCCUCCAGGCCCUGGCUAAGUACGGCGCGGCCACCUACAGCCCGGAGGGCAACACGGCGGUGACUGUGACCUCGCUGGGAGGCCUGAACACAGAGUUCAGGGUGGAUCAGAGCAACAGGCUGCUGUACCAGGAGCAGAAGCUGAGCGAGGUCCCCGGAGAAUACACCAUCAGGGCCCAGGGCCAGAGCUGCGUCCUGGCACAGAUUUCCAUGCACUACAACAUCCCCCCUCCCGCCGACUUCUCUGCCUUCAGCAUCACCACCAACACCAAGUGCAACAUCAACAGGCCCCAGCUCAUCCUCUUUGUGCAUGUCAGGUACCAGGGCAGGAGAGAGGAAACCAACAUGGUGAUCAUCAACAUCAAGCUGCUGUCUGGAUACAUUCUGGAUAAGAGCUCCCUGGAGCUGCUGAAGAGCGACCGCUCAGUGAAGCGUGUGGAUCUGGACGAAGGAUACAUCAACAUCUACUUAGACGGGUUGAAAAAGGAUGAGACGCUGAUAUACAGUGUGACACUGGAGGAGGAUGUUCCUGUCGGGAAUCUGAAACCAGCUGUGGUCAAAGUCUACGAUUACUACCAGACAAGUGAUGAGGCGGUCACUGAGUACAGCUCCCCCUGUGCAGAGUAA
Messenger RNA from Trematomus bernacchii (emerald rockcod), 2203 nucleotides. Its product is annotated as alpha-2-macroglobulin-like. The record is from RefSeq and is a predicted model, not a curated record. NCBI's taxonomy places the organism in Eukaryota, Metazoa, Chordata, Actinopteri, Perciformes, Nototheniidae. Gene Ontology annotation, molecular function: endopeptidase inhibitor activity. Gene Ontology annotation, cellular component: extracellular region.